AUGGAUGAGCAUUUAAUUUCUACCAUUAACAAGCUUCAGGACGCUUUGGCCCCCUUAGGAGGAGGAUCUCAAUCUCCUAUUGAUUUACCACAGAUCACUGUUGUCGGUUCUCAGUCGUCAGGAAAAUCCUCCGUUUUGGAGAAUAUUGUUGGUAGGGAUUUCUUGCCAAGAGGUACUGGUAUCGUUACUAGAAGGCCUUUAGUUUUACAAUUGAUUAAUAGGAGACCAAAAAAGUCAGAACAUGCUAAAGUAAACCAGGCUGCUAAUGAAUUGAUUGACUUAAACAUCAACGACAAUGAUAAGAAAAAGAACGAAACAGGAGAGCAUCAGAAUGAAGGGCAAUCUGAGGACAAUAAAGAGGAAUGGGGUGAAUUUUUGCAUUUGCCCGGUAAGAAAUUUUACAAUUUUGAUGAAAUUAGACAGGAAAUCGUCAAAGAAACCGACAAGGUUACAGGUGCCAAUUCAGGUAUUUCUUCUGUUCCCAUUAACUUGAGAAUUUAUUCUCCACAUGUUCUGACUUUGACGUUAGUCGAUUUACCUGGGUUAACGAAGGUUCCUGUAGGUGACCAACCUCCUGAUAUUGAAAGACAAAUUAAAGAUAUGCUGCUAAAGUACAUUUCUAAACCAAACGCUAUUAUAUUAUCUGUUAAUGCCGCUAACACAGAUUUGGCGAACAGUGAUGGUUUGAAGCUGGCUAGAGAAGUCGACCCGGAGGGAACUAGAACUAUUGGUGUCUUGACAAAAGUCGAUUUGAUGGAUCAAGGUACAGAUGUCAUAGAUAUUUUGGCUGGAAGAGUCAUUCCUUUGAGAUAUGGUUAUAUCCCAGUUAUCAAUAGAGGCCAAAAGGAUAUCGAACACAAAAAAACAAUAAGAGAAGCUCUUGAAAACGAAAGGAAAUUUUUUGAGAACCAUCCCUCUUACAGUUCUAAAGCUCACUACUGUGGUACACCAUAUUUGGCGAAAAAGUUAAACUCAAUCUUAUUACACCACAUCAGGCAAACUCUACCAGAGAUUAAAGCCAAGAUCGAGGCCACAUUGAAAAAAUAUCAAAAUGAACUUAUAAACUUGGGUCCAGAAACUAUGGAUUCAGCUAGUUCUGUUGUUUUGAGUAUGAUUACUGAUUUUUCCAAUGAAUAUGCCGGCAUCUUGGAUGGUGAGGCGAAGGAGCUUUCCAGUCAGGAACUUUCUGGUGGUGCUAGAAUUUCUUAUGUAUUCCACGAAACUUUCAAAAACGGUGUGGACUCUCUAGAUCCAUUCGACCAGAUUAAAGAUUCUGACAUCAGAACAAUUAUGUACAAUAGUUCAGGUUCCGCCCCAUCUUUGUUUGUCGGUACCGAGGCUUUUGAAGUUUUAGUUAAACAACAAAUUAGAAGGUUUGAAGAACCAUCUCUCCGUUUAGUUACUCUGGUGUUCGAUGAACUUGUUCGUAUGCUAAAACAGAUUAUCUCGCAACCAAAAUAUUCAAGAUAUCCUGCUCUAAGAGAAGCGAUUUCUAAUCAGUUCAUUCAGUUCUUAAAGAAUGCUACUGUUCCUACAAACGAAUUUGUUGUCGAUAUAAUCAAGGCUGAACAAACUUACAUUAACACAGCCCAUCCCGAUCUUUUAAAAGGUUCUCAAGCAAUGGUAAUGGUAGAAGAAAAAUUACAUCCUCGCCAAGUCGCUGUUGACCCAAAGACAGGUAAACCAUUACCGGCCCAACCACCAUCCAGCAAAGCGCCACCUAUGGAAGAGAAAUCAGGAUUUUUUGGUGGGUUCUUCUCCACUAAAAACAAGAAGAAAUUAGCAGCCUUGGAAUCCCCACCUCCUGUUUUGAAAGCUACCGGCCAAAUGACCGAAAGGGAGACAAUGGAAACAGAAGUAAUCAAGUUGUUGAUUAGUAGUUAUUUCUCUAUCGUCAAAAGAACUAUUGCCGAUAUUAUACCAAAAGCUCUGAUGCUUAAAUUGAUUGUGAAAAGUAAAACUGACAUUCAAAAAGUUUUACUCGAAAAACUAUAUGGAAAGCAAGAUAUUGAAGAAUUAACCAAAGAAAACGACAUAACCAUCCAAAGAAGAAAAGAAUGUAAGAAGAUGGUCGAGAUAUUGAGAAAUGCUAGUCAAAUUGUCUCAUCUGUUUAA
Molecule: messenger RNA, 2115 nt
Organism: Saccharomyces paradoxus
Lineage: Eukaryota; Fungi; Ascomycota; Saccharomycetes; Saccharomycetales; Saccharomycetaceae
Gene: VPS1
Product: dynamin-like GTPase VPS1
Exons: 1
Coding region: 1-2115 (704 amino acids)
Biological process (GO): peroxisome organization
Cellular component (GO): microtubule; membrane; cytoplasm
Molecular function (GO): GTP binding; microtubule binding; GTPase activity
Source: RefSeq, a predicted model, not a curated record